Molecule: messenger RNA, 1919 nt
Organism: Closterium sp. NIES-67
Lineage: Eukaryota; Viridiplantae; Streptophyta; Zygnematophyceae; Desmidiales; Closteriaceae
Source: the annotation of a GenBank genome assembly
ACCCCCCUUUCCUCUGGGGUUCUUUUGCCACCGAUAUUUUCAGCGAACGAGACCCACAGAUCGUUCGCUGAUUCACUGAUCCAGCGAGUAGGGCCUGGGAAUUUCACACGGCGGGACUGGGGAUCUAGUUGACUGGUUACCGAUUCUGUCCACAACCACAGUGCCGAACUCCAUCUCGUUCUGAGUGUUACGCUGCUAGACACUGGGAUGGAAGCCAUGUCGGUCUGUUCGCCGAUCCGUGCUGCCUCGCAGCUUCCCGCCGUGCGAUCCCUUCACGGCGACGCUCUCGGACAAUCCCUAAAAAGCUCCAAUUCCGUCAGCCUACCAAUUCCCAAGGCUCUUUCAGCCGGUCAGAUCCUGCCAGCUGGCACCGGUCCUCAGAAGCUGCAGAUUCAGGCUAAGAUCCUGAAGACUAAGAGAGCACCCAGGGAUCCGGACUACCCGUGGCCCGAUAAGUACAAUGCCGAGGAGAAGGGGUUUCUUGCGUUCCUCUCCAAGUUUAAGGACGUAGCCAAGCCGGCCAAGCCCAUGGCGCUGCCUUUCGAGAAGCCGCUGGUCGAUCUGGAGAAGAAGAUUGACGAGGUGCGCCAGCUGGCGGAUAAGACCGGCAUGGACUUCACGGACCAGGUGCAGGAGCUGCAGGACAAGUACGAGCAGCUGAAGCGCGACAUUUACGAGAGAAUAACUCCGGUUCAGCGGCUCAGCGUGGCGCGUCACCCCAACCGUCCCACCUUCUUGGACCACGUCCUUAACAUGACCGACAAGUGGGUGGAGCUGCAUGGCGACCGCGGGGGUUACGACGACCCGGCGCUGGUGUGCGGGAUCGGGCGCAUGGAGGGCAUGAGCUUCAUGUUCAUGGGGCACCAGAAGGGGCGCAACACCAAGGAGAACAUCUACCGCAACUUCGGCAUGCCCACGCCCAACGGCUACCGCAAGGCGCUGCGCAUGAUGCGCCACGCGGACCACCACGGGCUGCCCAUCAUCACGUUCGUCGACACGCCAGGCGCUUAUGCUGGCGUCACGGCGGAGGAGCUCGGACAGGGCGAGGCGAUCGCGCACAACCUGCGGGAGAUGUUUGGGCUCAAGGUGCCGUCAGUCAGUGUGGUGAUUGGUGAGGGCGGCUCUGGUGGCGCCCUCGCUAUUGGCUGCUGCAACAAGAUGCUCAUGCUCGAAAACGCAGUCUACUUCGUUGCCAGUCCCGAGGCAUGUGCUGCCAUUCUCUGGAAGACUGCAGCUGCUGCUCCCAAGGCCACGGAGGCGCUUCGCAUCACAGCGGAUCAGCUGCAGAAGCUGGGAGUGGUGGACGAGAUCAUCCCGGAGCCCCUUGGAGGGGCGCAUAACGACCACAUGGCCACAUCGCUGGCAAUCAAGUCCGCCAUCAUGGCGCACAUGAAGGAUCUGGUGCAGAAGGACGAGCAGAGGAUUAUCUGUGAGCGCGUGGGCAAGUUCCGGCAGAUGGGCGGCUUCACCGUGCCGCCCAAGGUGGACCCCGCCAGGCAGCGCGCGCUCAAGAAGCGCGACCGCCCCGCUGGCCAAUCCAUCCCCGCCUCCCCCUCCUCCACCCCCUCCUCCACGGCUGCCUCUGGUUCCUCGUCCCUGGGUUCGCCUUCUGACAACGGCAAUGGCGCCACAUACCCGUCGUCGGUUGUGAGCGCGGACGCUGGUUCUAGAAGCUAGAUGCUGGGGGAAAGAAAACGCGGCGCGAAGUGAGAGGGUGGAGUAAUCACACCGGCAAGGUUCUAGUUUGGCGUUCCAUUUCGGUGGGUGCCUGGGAACUAGGCACCUGAAAAUCAGCUUAGUAAAUCAUGCUCUUGGUUACUGAUCUCUAUUUUAUAACACUUCACCUUUUUAGCUUGUAUUGCAUGCAGCAAGUUCUUUAGUAUGUGUUCUUUUGCUUCAGUUGAGAGUGAAUCUGCCCU